AUGAAGAAACUCUUCUUCAGUCGAGCAGCCUCAAUGCUGCUCCUGUCGAAGGUGUCAGUGUGCAACGACGCUGGUUCUGAUGGUGGGAUGAAUAAGGGGAGCAGACGGGAUGCGGCCGCCUCUUUCUAUGUUUUGUACUUGAUCUUGACCACAGUCAGGGCGAAUCUGCAAGACCCUCACGAAACAAGGGGGGGAGUCUCCGAGGACCUUUCUGGGUAUCCGAAGAGAAGAGAAGAUCGUACGAGCAGAGCCCGGACCGUCACUCGUCUUGCGCGUCUUGCUCGCGGUCUCCGUUUCGAACAGAAACCUGCUGUGACUAAGCCGGUACAUAUGAACGACAGACCGUUCCGGGUCGCCGCAGCAAGAAGGAGACUGAGGACGGCGAUCGGGCGACAGCGGCUUCCCAAUAGGAAUCAUUGUUGGGCAGAAAUGGGCCAUCGGUACCCAAAGGCAUGCUUCGAGCCAGUAGCUAGCCGCGGGCUCACAGUUGCUCCCACGCCCAUGCUAGGGUCCAGCUCAAACCCCGUGAGCAGUGGGCAGUGGGUAAACACCUCCGUGAGAAAUCCCGUUUCCACGGACGCCAGCCUAAAUUCAGCCCACUCGCCGGCGAGGCGAGCAUCCUUUGCGCAGCAGUUAUCCUGGUGGAGUGAUGUUGCGCCCCGGCAGGCUUGA
Messenger RNA from Chaetomium strumarium, 672 nucleotides. RefSeq lists its product as uncharacterized. The record is from RefSeq and is a predicted model, not a curated record. NCBI's taxonomy places the organism in Eukaryota, Fungi, Ascomycota, Sordariomycetes, Sordariales, Chaetomiaceae. The transcript has 5 exons. Bases 1 to 672 code for a protein of 223 amino acids.